CAACAACGCGCUCGGUGCCCCAGUGUCCACUAAACAAACAUUUUGCUUCGUUUCAUCGAAGGCCCUGAAUGUGCCUCAUAAUGACUAAAACGUGAUUUACUAUAGCCUCAGCACAGCACUCAUGAACUCGUGAAAUGAACCGUCCCCAGGAGUUUCCAAUAUGAGACGGGUUGUAGAUCGCCAGGAUGAAUCCUCAGCAGCGGAUUGCCGCUCUCGGAACAGACAAGGAAUUAAGUGACCUGCUGGAUUUUAGUGCGAUGUUCUCUCCACCUGUAAGUGGAGGUAAAAACAGGCCCACCACACUUGGAAGCAGUCAGUUCAGUGCAUCAGGUAUGGAUGAGCGGACCAACCAAGCGUCUUGGGCCCCAGGUGGCGAGUCCAGCCCUUCCUACGAGUCCGCCCGGGGUUUUGCAGACAGCCCUCAUUACGGUGAUCAUUUGAGUGACAGUCGAUUAGUGCCCCAUGAAGGAUUGUCUCCGACACCUUUUAUGAACUCGAACAUAAUGGGUAAAUCAGAGAGGGCUUCAUUUCUUGGCUACGGGAGGGAUCCUGGAGCAUCUGGCUGCCAGUCUUCUGUAAGGUCAGACAUUGGGUUGGCGAGUCCUGGUCAGUCAGUGACUACAUCAGGGAAGUCAGCUGCUCCGUUCUACUCCUUCACUACGGCCAAUCCCAGAAGACGUCCUCUACAAGAUCCUCCGCCCAUCGAUCCUCUACAAACAAAAAAGGUUCGCAAGGUCCCUCCUGGCCUGCCUUCAUCUGUGUACGCACCGUCUCCAAACUCAGAAGACUUCAACAGAGAUUCACCUUCUUACUCUUCUCCUAAACCCUCCAGCAGUAUGUUUGCAAGCACUUUCUUUGAUGGUACCCACAGUUCGUCUGACCCGUGGAACUCGUCCAAUGGGAUCAGCCAGCCCGGCUAUGGGGGAAUGCUCGCAGGAUCUUCAUCUCACAUGCCACAGUCAGGAAACUACAGCAGCCUGCACUCACACGACCGUUUGAAUUACCCUGCACACUCAGUCUCUCCAGAUGUCAAUGCCAGUCUUCCUCCCAUGUCCAGCUUCCAUCGAAGCAACACCAGCACUUCACCAUUCGUCACCGCAGCGCACACCCCGUCCGUCAACACAGCCGAUGGGCCGAUCAUGGCUGCUGCAAAUCGGGGGAACGCCACUGGAAGCUCACAGACUGGAGACGCACUAGGAAAGGCUUUAGCCUCGAUUUACUCACCUGACCACACUAGCAGUAGUUUUCCAUCCAACCCGUCGACACCUGUGGGUUCUCCUUCACCUCUGACAGCCACAGCAGGCGCUGCCUCAGCAGGUACCGUGGUGACUGCUGCCGGCACCCCGUCUGGAAGGCCAGGUACCAACCAGUGGCCCCGCACAAGUGGACAUACCCCAUCCUCUCCAAAUUAUGAGAACUCCCUUCACUCACUGAAAAACAGAGUUCAUCAGCAGUUACAUGAGCAUCUCCAGGAUGCCAUGUCUUUCUUAAAGGAUGUCUGCGAGUCUCGAAUGGAGGAUCGUCUGGACAGAUUGGAUGAUGCAAUCCUUGUUCUGAGGAACCAUGCAGUGGGCUCCACGGCCAGUCUGCCCAGCGACAUACACAGUCUGCUGGGACAGGCACAAAAUGGGCCAAUAGCAGCCAUUGGAGCAAACUUCCCUGCAUCUGCAUUGGUUCCGAGUCGGACAGCAGCUAUGCAGGGUGGUGCCCACGCUGACGAUGCUGCCAGCCUGAACAACAGCCAUGGAGGACUGCCCAGUGCCGGCUCCACAUCCAGCGCAGAACUCAACCACGCAGUGGAAACAUUCAGAGGUCUUGCUGCAGGCCUGGCUAGCCAGUUGCCUAGCACCCUGGAGCUGAAGGUGGAGAAACAGGACAAGGACGACAUGCACGACAGCCUCUCCACAGAUGACAAGUCUGAUGACGAGAGCGAUAAAAGAGAUAUGAAGACACCCAGAGCAGGCACACGCACAAGGUGGAUUUCUUCUCCCUGCCACAGUAUCACUGAAGACGAGGAGCUGAACCCGGAGCAGAAGGCUGAACGAGAGCGCGAGAGGAGGAUGGCUAACAACGCCCGUGAACGCCUGAGGGUGCGAGACAUCAACGAGGCCUUCAAGGAGCUGGGUCGCAUGUGCCAGCUGCACCUGAAAAGCGAGAAGCCUCAGACUAAACUGCUCAUCCUCCAUCAGGCUGUGGCUGUCAUACUUAGCUUGGAGCAGCAAGUCAGAGAGCGGAAUUUGAACCCCAAAGCAGCCUGCCUUAAGAGAAGGGAGGAGGAAAAAGUGUCUGGGGGCUCCAGUGACGCCCAGCAAGGCCACACAGGAGUCCAUCCAGGCCUGACUGACACAUCCAACCCCAUGGGCCACCUUUGAGCAGCAGACAGAUCAAAGUGAUGCAGAUCAUUUCUGUCCCGUUUUGAGUUGGUGACCUUGCUUCCCAGUGACAGACAGGACUCACAUUUUGUGACACCAAUUGGAGGAGACAGACCACUCGAAGCAAAACCACAAGACUAACACAAUCCAAUCCUAAGACUGAGGUAGAGCCAAGCAUCUAGCUCCCUGUGACCAGUUUCCAUCUGCAAAUUUCUACCCACAAAGAAAAAUCUUCAGCACAUAUCACUGUCUGCAAGAAGUGUGUGGCUUCUGAACAAUCAGAGACUUCGCAAUCUCCUCAAACCGUAUGUGGAAAUUGCCUUGUGCCUAAACUGAAUUGACGAAUGCAUUGUAACAGCAAUUGUUUUUGUUUGUCUGUUUCUUUUUUUUCUAUUUAUUAUGUUAUUGAGCUAUAAAGUGUAUGUCUAAAGGGAAAGUUAAGUAAGUUCAAAGAGAAGUAUGUGGCUUUUCAGUUGAUCUAUAGUUUGCCAGUGUCACCAUUAAAACUUGAGCACUCCACCCUGCUAAAUCUUUGGCUAGUCCAAGAUAAGGGAAAAAUAUUUGGGCACUGAAAAGAUUGAGAUUAAUUUAUUGGCCAGUUUAGAGUGAUAUUUAUACCCAACUGAAAAUGAUCAUUAGCUGUUAGAUCUGAAAGACUAAAGCACCCCAUUUAAAAAAAAAAAAAAAGAGGAUAUAUUAUUUAUAUUUAUAUUUUAUUCGUUCUGCCACUGGCCACAUCUGUAACCAAAACUACCUACGUCUGUUUCUGCAUAGUUUAGAUCAGUUUCUGUACUACUGACCAGUGGAAUAAUAGGCCCGAGUACAUUAGCAUCAACAAUAUUGUCUAUAUAGGUGACAGACGAGUGGCAAACUCUAGCUUUACUGAAAGCUCAGAUUUAGUUGUGUUCUUUUUUUCCUCUGUAGUGAGCAGUGAAAACACAGAGAGCAAACUGUUUGCAAACCUUAGCAUUCCCUUCAUAUUUUUAGUGUCUUAACGAAAGGAAAAGUGGACUUUACUGCCCUUCGGUUCCUUUGCCAUAUAGUGUUAAAUGUAAGCGGUGACAUAUUUUUGCAGAUUCUUAUCUUUGUUUAGCCUCCUGACAGUUACAUGCUCCUGACGUCAGCACAGAAGUGGCUUGUGUUUUUUGUCAUUUUUCUGCCACCAGCUAAUCAGAGAUUGCUUAACGAAGAAGUAGUUUAAAAUGAAAAAACGACGACCACACUUUCUCCUGGCCUGAUGAAGAUACCACUUUUUUUUUUCCAGUUUUCUUUGUUAAUAUCUCAAGACAUUAAAUUUCAAAAACAGUUACUCUGAGUAAAAUUUAGUUAUGCUUAUUUGUGUUGUAACAAGUCCUUCCUUUAGACUUCCAGCAUUACAAUGUCCAGUUUCAGUCAGCAGAGAGAACUUCUAAGUUAUUUUUCAGUUAUGUUUUCAUGCAAGCCGUGAUAUACUCAAUACAGUAAGCCAGACUAGAUAUUUCAUGGAUAUCAUACAACUGUAGCACAAUAAUGAACAAAAGCAGUUAACAGGAUUUUUCUUUUAUGUUUCAAGACAUUGGUCAUGGUUUUAUUUUGUUUUUCCCUAUCAGUGUGCAUGCUUUACAUUUCUCCUUUUAUUAAGUCUUUGGUCUUAAGACUUGCUUUAUAUUCCAUUUAUUUCUUUGUAUAUUGUCUUCUAUCAUUAUCUACACCUUAAACAAGGCUGCCACAUUCAGAAUGAGUAUUCUGUACAAAAAGGGACUUAAAUUAGAAUAAAGGAUGCCACGCCAAGAGUUUACAUUAAAGAUUUAUGAUUUAACAACUUUGUUUCAAUGAAAAAAACCUAAACAGUUGUUGUGUAUUCUCUGACUGAAUGUGGCCUUGUUCUUCAUUUCAGUAUUCACAAGCUUGUAUUCAUGUUGGCAGACUUUGAUUGAGGGUAUAAUGUACGCCACUUCCUGCUCUCUUACCUUCAUUUUUAAAUUUCCUGUUCUUCCUAUAUUUCUUUGCUCCUCUGUUUGCCAAGUUAGACUUUGCUGUAUUCCCAGAUGCUUUCCCUUGUAUAAUAUAUGAAAAAAAAAGAAAAUCAAAAGAAAAAAAAACAUUUGGCUUAUUUUUCACUGUAGUUAGUCUUUUAUACAAUAAUACUGUAAGAAUAUUUCUUGAAUUCUAAAUAUUACUCUUUCUAGAUUUUUGAAAGCAAAAGUUUUGAGUAAAAAGUUUCUUACUUUAUUUUACUAUAUUAGAUAGUAAAAUGUACGGUUAUUUACCAUAACCUGUCCAUUACUACAAGAAAUUUACAAAUGGCAUCUCAAGAACAUAGAUGAAUUGUUGCUCGUAGUCUAGUACUUAAAAAGGCUUCGUACGAGCUCCAGAUCCCUAAAAGUGCGACCUCCAUCCUAUUCUUCAGAGUCCGUUGUCGAUUGAUAAAAGAUUUGUUCUUGUGUCAAAUGAAAAAGGUAUUGUCGAUGCACAUCAUCAAAAAAAACUGCAGCAACGAGAAUUUGAAUUUUCUGUCUUUUUCAACAGAGAAACACAAUGUAUAUAACAUUUAUGUUGCAAUAAAUGUGCCAUCUUUUUUUAAACUCAGUUGUAUGUGCAUUUAUUUCUCUCACUGAGCAAACAUGUUUGUUUUUGUUUCUUUUGUUUCUCCAUAUUUACAUUUUCUCCUCUCCAUAAAGUGUUAUUUUAUGAAAAGGCACAGGAAAGAUGAAGUAGAGACAGCUCAGAAACAUGGGGGUUCAUUUAGAGUUCCUUAUUGUUUCUUGCUUUCUUUCUUUUGUUUGUUUGUUUGUUUGUUUGUUUUUUAAGACAUUUCUACAGUGGAUUUAGGCCAAAUGAGUGUUUUAUAGUAUGUAACUCAUUUUUGAAAAUAAUGCCAGUGGACCAUUGUAGUCUGUAUGAAAAGUACUAUGAAUAUAUGUUUCUAUUUUUAAUAAAGUGUGAUAGCAGCGUACUGUA
Messenger RNA from Seriola aureovittata, 5312 nucleotides. RefSeq names its product transcription factor 12 (gene tcf12). The coding region runs from base 186 to 2372 and encodes 728 amino acids. Gene Ontology annotation, molecular function: DNA-binding transcription factor activity, RNA polymerase II-specific; protein dimerization activity; RNA polymerase II cis-regulatory region sequence-specific DNA binding. The transcript is spliced from 21 exons. Gene Ontology annotation, cellular component: transcription regulator complex. The record is from RefSeq and is a predicted model, not a curated record. Gene Ontology annotation, biological process: regulation of transcription by RNA polymerase II. Lineage: Eukaryota; Metazoa; Chordata; Actinopteri; Carangiformes; Carangidae.